This is a messenger RNA of Prunus armeniaca (apricot), 609 nucleotides long. The record is from the annotation of a GenBank genome assembly. NCBI's taxonomy places the organism in Eukaryota, Viridiplantae, Streptophyta, Magnoliopsida, Rosales, Rosaceae.
AUGGCAAAACAGAGCUACUUGAAAAUGAUGACUGAAUCAGAUGCAAAUGAAUUGAUCCACUCCGAUCUCAAAGACCUUGCCACUGCUGCUAAAAAGCUUGCCAAUCAUGCCGUCCAUCUGGGCAGCUUAGGCUUGGGCACCUCUUUCCUCAAAUGGGUUGCUGCUGUUGCUGCAAUCUAUCUGUUGGUCUUGGAUCGAACAAACUGGAAAUCAAACAUCCUUACAGGGCUCUUAAUCCCCUACAUUUUCUUUACCCUUCCCUCAAUAUUGUUCAACAUCUUCAGGGGACAGAUUGGACAAUGGAUUGCUUUAGUUGCUGUCAUCUUACGGAUUUUCUUUCCUAAACAUUUCCCAGAGUGGCUUGAAUUGCCGGCUGCGUUGAUUCUCCUUAUAGUCGUUGCUCCUAGUUUAAUUGCAAACACCGUGAGGGGCGACUGGAUUGGCGUUGUAAUAUGUCUUGUCAUCGCUGGUUAUUUGCUGCAAGAACACAUCCGGGCAGCCGGUGGGUUCAGAAAUGCUUUCACAAAAGCCAAUGGCGUAUCGAAUACCGUUGGCAUAGUUAUUCUGUUCGUCUACCCUGUUUGGGCAUUGGUGCUUGACAUCCUAUAG